AUGGCGCCAAAUAUAACUGCUCUGCCUCUUCCUUUUCACCCUUAUUAUCCUUUAGAUCUCGAGAUUCCUCAUUACCUUGCUAAUCAAUGGGAUACUUUUACAUUGGUCUCGAUAUUUGCUGCAGGAUGCGCUGCCAUUUUCUCAAGUACUUAUCUACUGGUGAUGAGAGUCAGACCACGGAUCUCAACAGCUGAUUUAUUGACUGUUCUAUGGUUUGUUUUAUGUGGUUGUAUUCACCUCCUUUUCGAAGGAUAUUAUGCCUACAAUUUUCGACGCAUGCCACUCAUGCAAGAUCUCUUUGGCCAACUCUGGAAAGAAUAUUCACUGUCUGAUUCGCGAUACCAAACACAAGAUGCUUUCGUUCUCUGCAUGGAAACCAUUACAGCAGUAUGUUGGGGCCCUUCAUCGUUUAUCCUCGCGGCCAUGAUUGCAACGGAUCAUCCGCUCCGAUAUCCAUUGCAGGCAAUCAUAUCGUUGGGCCAAUUGUAUGGAGAUGUAUUGUAUUAUGCGACAUGUUUGUUCGAUUUCUAUAUAUUGGGAUUGGAGUAUUCAAGACCGGAACCAGCGAUUUUCUGGGGAUAUUUCGUUUUUAUGAAUUCUUUUUGGAUUGUGAUUCCUUGCAUACUUCUGUUCAAUAGCGUAAAGGUAACUGGUAGAGCAUUCUCGGCGUUGAAGAAGAUGGAAAAGACACUGAAGACAAGUACAAACGGCAAUGGUUCUUUGAAGAAGACGAUAUAA
Messenger RNA from Botrytis byssoidea, 738 nucleotides. RefSeq lists its product as uncharacterized. Bases 1 to 738 code for a protein of 245 amino acids. Gene Ontology annotation, biological process: sterol biosynthetic process. The transcript is spliced from 3 exons. The record is from RefSeq and is a predicted model, not a curated record. NCBI's taxonomy places the organism in Eukaryota, Fungi, Ascomycota, Leotiomycetes, Helotiales, Sclerotiniaceae. Gene Ontology annotation, molecular function: C-8 sterol isomerase activity; cholestenol delta-isomerase activity; steroid Delta-isomerase activity. Gene Ontology annotation, cellular component: membrane; endoplasmic reticulum.